Protopolystoma xenopodis is the source of this 504-nucleotide messenger RNA. Lineage: Eukaryota; Metazoa; Platyhelminthes; Monogenea; Polystomatidea; Polystomatidae. The record is from the annotation of a GenBank genome assembly.
GAGCUGCAACGCACGAGAGCCGAUUUCGAGGUUGAGCUGAGCAAGGCGCAACGCGCUCGAGACCGAGCAGUCCUACAGGCCGGCAGCGAAGUUGAAGAACUCCGAGCCCGUCUGGUGCGCACGGAGCGUCGGGCCAACGAGGCCGAGGAGGCGUGUGUCCAGGCCGUGGCCAGGGCCGAGGAGGCCAUACAGGCGGCCUCGGCUCGGGUCCAGUUGGCCGGUGGGGAGGCUGGAGCCGGAGCGAGUCUGGCGGCCGGCCAGGCCGGAACCGGGGCCGGGGCUGUAGUCCCCGUGGACACGACAGAACAGGAGACCAGCACUCGCCGACUCGUGGAGGAGAAGUUGCGAUUGUGCAACCAACUGACGGCCAUCCAAAGGUUGGUACCUCUCACGACCCUCCAACCUAGACCCUUUGGGGAGUUCGGAGUCGUCAUAGUCCUUCUAAUGUUCCCAGAGUUCUCAGCCGUUUUGGGCUUUUUGAAGCCUGAUUUGGACCCAACUUAG